CCCUUACCUCUCCACGCUCCGUCGCCUCAUAUCCGUUCUGUCUUUGCUAGUCCAUCACUCCCUCCCUCAACCUCCCUGCUUUCUCAACCGUCCUCUCCCUUUUUCUUUUUUCGUCACAGUCACACUUUUUUUUUUGAUUUUUUUUCAUUCCCCGUCAGACUUUUUUCUUCCUCCUAGAGCACCCUCUAUACCAUCCUCUCUCUCUCUCCUCAUGACCGCACCAACCUUCAAAGACCUAGGAUCCCUAGCGCAAAACCUGAUCUUCAAUGGAUUCCCCGGGCAGUUCGGCUUUAACAUCCUCGCGCUCGCCUCCGGAUUAAGCUUUACCUCUUCUGCGUCUCAACUCGCCAACAAAAACAUCUGCACCUCCCUCCUCACCUCUAAAAUAUUCAAACAACAAGGGUUCACCGUCGAAGGAUCCGUCUCGAGCGAUGGCAUCAUCCCCACCUAUACCGGCCAACUCGUUUUACAAGACAAACUCUUUCCUGGACUCAAAACCAUCCUGAGCGGGAACAUCAUCACUUCUUCCGACAACCUCAAGAAAACCUGUUCCGGAAAAGUUUCCACCCUCUACUAUUAUGGCAAUCAAGCCUCAGUCGAAGCCGUUUUUUCCUACCUCGACAAACCAACCCUCUGUCUGAAUCUUGUCGCAUCCGAGAAAGACACGAGCAUCGGUGUCUCCAGCGUCAUCUCUACACUCUCAGAAACCCAAAAACUGAAAGAGUAUUCUGUCAAGCUUCAACAAAUUCCCGCCAAAAAUUUUGUCAUGAACUUCUUUUGGAACUCUCAAGAGCAAGUUUCCACCGGCAGCAGUCUUUAUUAUAAUAACAAAGAUGCAAAGCUGGAAACAGCCGCCUCUGUCUCUCUAUUCCCAUUCAAGCCCGGUACGCCGCCAACCUUCUACGUUGCCAUAGCUAAAACGCUCGACAACAAUGCCUCUCUGAAGGCGCGCUUCUGCAGCGAAAACAAAACAAUUUCCCUUGCCCUCAAGCAUCGUAUCUGCGACGAGUUGUCCGCAACUCUUGGCUGGCAGGGAUCCCUGUCAGAUGAUAUUUUCACCAAUCAGAAAUUCGGCCUCGCCCUAAAUUUCAUAAUCUGAAUGAAUAAAAACUUUACCUAUAUAUGAGAGGA
This is a messenger RNA of Schistocerca gregaria, 1131 nucleotides long. RefSeq lists its product as uncharacterized. Lineage: Eukaryota; Metazoa; Arthropoda; Insecta; Orthoptera; Acrididae. The transcript has 4 exons. Bases 212 to 1099 code for a protein of 295 amino acids. The record is from RefSeq and is a predicted model, not a curated record.